AUGUCAUGGGAAAUGGAAUUAGAAGAAAAUAUUUUAGAAGAUUUAUAUUUAUGGAUUGAUAGUUUACCUUUAUCAAGACCAAAAAAACGAAUUGAAAGAGAUUUCUCUGAUGGUACAUUAGUUGCUGAAAUAAUUCGUUAUUAUUUACCUGAUUUAGUUGAAAUGCAUAAUUAUACCCCAGCGAAUUCGUUUCAACCAAAAAAAGCGAAUUGGGGAAUGUUAAAUCGAAAAGUUUUAUCCCAUUUUGGUCUUGAUUUACCUGAUGUUAAAAUAGCAGGUCUUGCUAAUGGUCAACCAGGACUUAUUGAAGUUCUUCUUUAUAAUUUAAGAUUAAAAAUCGAUGAAGAAUUAGAAUUACAACAAAAAAUUCAACAACAACCAAAUUCUCAACAUCAUAUGAUAACUCCACGUCAAUCAUCUGUUUCACAUAUGGGAACAAUAUCAAAAACAAAUCAAGUUCCAUUAUUAUCAAAUCGAUCAAAUAAAUCAAUUCGAUCAAAUAAAACAAAUGAAAUAUCUCAUAAAGAAGUUUCACGUCUUGAAUAUGAAGAAAUUAAACAACAAUCUUUUCAACAACAAGAAGAAAUUGAAGUUCUUCAUGCGAAAAUUCGUCGACUUGAACAUGUUCUUCAACUUAAAGAUAUUCGAAUUAGUGAAUUAUCAAAAGCCGUAGAAGAUAGUAGACCAACAAGACCAACUGCUACCAAUAAAAAAUAA
Adineta steineri is the source of this 717-nucleotide messenger RNA. The record is from the annotation of a GenBank genome assembly. Lineage: Eukaryota; Metazoa; Rotifera; Eurotatoria; Adinetida; Adinetidae.